Messenger RNA from Humulus lupulus (European hop), 2018 nucleotides. RefSeq names its product polygalacturonase At1g48100. The transcript has 6 exons. Lineage: Eukaryota; Viridiplantae; Streptophyta; Magnoliopsida; Rosales; Cannabaceae. The record is from RefSeq and is a predicted model, not a curated record. Gene Ontology annotation, biological process: carbohydrate metabolic process. Gene Ontology annotation, molecular function: polygalacturonase activity. The coding region runs from base 161 to 1708 and encodes 515 amino acids.
AGACUCCUCUGCUCCAAUUAGUUCGUACUAUAGGCCACUUUUAAGGCUCUCUCUUUCUCCCCCUCGCUCUGUUAUUGCUCUCUUCAUAUUCAUACUUCAUUCUCUUAUCACUAUCUUAACAAAUCAAGUCUUUGUAAUUUUUCAGAGAAAGAUAAGAUCAAUGGAGAUGGUUCGUGGGUUUUUAUUCAUCUUUUGGAUUACAGUGAGUCUUGUUAUUAUACAAAAUUCAAGUAAUAAUAAUAAUGUAGAAGGAAGGUUUCAUUAUCACAAGAAGCAAAAGUAUAAAGAAGUCCCUGCACCACCACCACAAUCAUCAUCAUCAUCACCAUCACCAUCACAAUCACAAUCACCAGUGAGUAAUGAUGAUCCGACUGUGCCUUCGGACCCUUCUCCUCCAACUCCAGGCACUUCCAUCACUCCCGUACCAUCAGACCCUUAUCCAAACGACCCGGCGCCAGAACCAGCACCAGCACCAGCACCAGCCGAUGGGGAUGAUACGACCAGCACCGGCUGCACAUUCGACGUCAUGUCGUAUGGUGCGGUGGGAGAUGGCGAAGCAGACGACACUGCAGCCUUCAGAGAGGCAUGGAAAGCUGCCUGCGCUGUGGAAUCAGGUGUCGUUUUGGCCCCUGCUAACUACUGUUUCAAAAUCACUUCCACCAUAUUUUCAGGACCCUGCAGCCCCGGAUUAGUUUUCCAAGUAGAUGGGGUAUUAAUGACACCAGAUGGACCAGAGGAAUGGCCCCAAGCAGAUAGCCGUAGACAAUGGCUUGUGUUUUACAGACUGGACAAUAUGAGUUUCACAGGAACUGGUACUAUUGAAGGCAAUGGUGAGAAGUGGUGGGAUCUCCCUUGCAAGCCUCACAGGGGUCCCAAUGGAUCAACAAAAUCAGGACCAUGUGAUAGCCCAGCUUUAAUACGGUUCUUCAUGAGCUCCAACUUGGCAGUAAAAGGACUAAGUAUAAAAAACAGUCCAAUGUUUCACAUGAAAUUCGACGGUUGUGAAGGUGUGCUGAUUGAUGGGAUAUCCAUUUCAUCACCAAAGCUUAGCCCCAACACUGAUGGGAUCCACAUAGAGAAUACUAAAUCAGUGGGGAUAUACAACUCAAUGAUAGCCAAUGGAGAUGACUGCAUUUCAAUUGGUCCUGGAUGUUCUGACGUGGACAUAGAAGGUGUGACGUGUGGGCCAAGUCACGGGAUUAGCAUUGGGAGCCUAGGAGUGCAUAACUCACAAGCAUGUGUAUCGAACAUAGCGGUUCGAAACGUCGUGAUCAGAGAAUCAGACAACGGGCUGAGAAUAAAGACAUGGCAAGGUGGUACGGGCUCCGUAACUGGGAUAGUGUUCGAGAAUAUUGAAAUGGAGAAUGUGAGGAACUGCAUCAACGUGGACCAGUACUACUGUCUCUCCAAGGAAUGUCUCAAUCAGACCUCGGCUGUCUACGUAAACGACAUCCAAUACCGCACCAUAAAAGGCACAUACGACGUACGGACCACCCCAAUCCACUUCGCCUGCAGCGACGCCGUCGCCUGCACCAACAUCACCAUGUCCGAUGUCGAGCUCUUCCCGCACGAGGGAGAGUUGCUCGAAGACCCCUUUUGCUGGAACGCUUAUGGGACUCAGCAGACUCUCACCAUUCCUCCCAUUAGUUGCUUGCAAGAAGGGGAAGCUCAGACUCUGGCCGAGCCCCACAAAUAUAUUUGCUCAUAGUUUCUUUUAUACAUAUAUAUAUAUAUGUUGGGUUUUUUGGUCCAUAUAUACUUACUUGUAUUUGUAUAGAGAGCCGAAGAGCACCAUUGUUGUUUGUGGGUUGAUUAGGGGGCUCUUCUCCAAUUGGUAUCAUCACUUACUAGGCGCUCCGUCCCUAUUUGGGUCUUAUAUACCCCUUAUUGUGUGAUGAGGAGGAUGAUAUAUGUGAAUUUUAAAGUGGGUCUAUUAUUACUAUUAUUAUUUAUUCAUGUGACCCUACAUUGUAAUUUUUAUUUUAGUAAUAUGAGAAAUUUUAAUUUAUUUCGGUUUA